AUGGUCAACCUAUAUAUUGAUAAAGAUCUAGAACAUACAGAUUUGGAACGUUGCACUGGAUCCCUAAUCUCACCACGUCACGUUCUUACGGCCGCACAUUGUGCGACGAACCUAGACGAGCGUAGGAUGUAUAAGGGCGAAUGCGAUGGAAUUUUGAAGAAUUACGUGCUGUCAGAGAACAAGCCAGAUGAUUUCACCGUUUACGUCGGCACCUAUUGCACUCUUCGCGGUCGUCCUCCAAAAUGUCACAGUAUACCCCUUGUUUCAAAGGUUUUUAUCGACAAAAAAUGGAAGCUGUGCGUGCAGAAAAUGCGGAAAGGGAAGGAGGUUGAUUGGAUUCAUACACACGAUCUUGCAAUCCUCGAACUCACUAAUGAAAUCAGCAACAAGGAUGCUAUUCCGAUUUGCUUACCAAACAAUAAACUUCCACUGGCAAAAGAACUUCAGGUCGUGGGGAAAGGACGGGAAAGAAGGACGUCGAAUUAUACCAACUACAAAAUUGGUACAAUUCCAUUCGUCAAAGAAGACCACCAUGAAGUACUUCUGGGACAGAGCAAUACAACUGCUAUCUGCGGGGUGAGUGAUAUUGUCGCCUAUCCAGAACCCUUUAGUUUACGGAUUGAGUCUCGCGUAUUAUCAUGA
Messenger RNA from Cooperia oncophora, 642 nucleotides. The record is from the annotation of a GenBank genome assembly. NCBI's taxonomy places the organism in Eukaryota, Metazoa, Nematoda, Chromadorea, Rhabditida, Trichostrongylidae.